Molecule: messenger RNA, 1545 nt
Organism: Postia placenta MAD-698-R-SB12
Lineage: Eukaryota; Fungi; Basidiomycota; Agaricomycetes; Polyporales; Adustoporiaceae
Exons: 9
Coding region: 1-1545 (514 amino acids)
Source: RefSeq, a predicted model, not a curated record
AUGCGCAGCGUGUCUGAGGGCACGACAGCAUCGACUCUUACAAGUGGCUCUCAAUUCACAUCUCCGCCGUCACUGGGCGUGAGCACAGGGCCUACUAGCCCGAGCUUUUCGAAUCCGGAUGGGCUCAGCGAGUUCGUCGAUAGGGACGUUAUCCCGCCGAAGCCGUUGGAUGGUCCCAGGACAUUAGUGCUGUGCUUCGACGGCACGGGCGACCAGUUCGAUUCGGAUAAUUCGAACGUCGUUCUCCUGUUCUCGAUGCUCAUGAAGGACUCGCCCUCUGAGCAGAUGGUGUACUAUCAGGCGGGGAUUGGUACAUACACAAUACCACAAAUCGCCACUCCAAUGUGGUCUAAUUUUUCGAAAACCCUUGACGAGAUGAUCGCUUGGAAUCUCGAUGCGCAUGUCAUGGCCGGCUAUGAAUUUCUCAUGACAAACUACCAAUCUGGAGACAAGAUAUGCCUGUUUGGAUUCUCUAGGGGCGCAUACACUGCGCGCGCACUAGCCGGAAUGGUUCACAAGGUUGGCUUGCUACCCAGGUGUAACCACCAGCAGGUGCCAUUCGCGUACAAAAUGUUCACUCGCACAGACGAAGUGGGUUGGAAACAGUCAACCGCUUUUAAGAAAGCGUUUACCAUGGAUGUCGACAUCGAGUUUAUCGGAGUAUGGGAUACCGUGUGCUCCGUUGGCUUGAUCCCGCGCACGUUGCCUUUCACGUCCUCAAACACUGCCAUAAGGACGUUCCGCCAUGCACUGUCCCUAGACGAACAUCGUGCGAAGUUCAAGGCGAACCACUACAACUAUCCCACGGAAGAAGAGGGCAAGCUGGGCACCCAGCCAGGCGAUAUGCCCAAGUCAGGCGCGAAGAAGCGCUGGGCUACGAAGAAGACGAAGACAGACUUCGAAGCGCAGUUCGCUGCGCAGGAAUUCCACAAUCACAAGACGGAUGUUCUCGAGGUCUGGUUUGCGGGUUGUCAUUGUGAUGUUGGUGGAGGCUCUGUGCCAAACGACGACACGCGCAACCUAGCCCGCAUUCCGCUACGGUGGAUGAUCCGCCAAUGCUUUCUCACGAAGACCGGUAUUCGCUUUCACGCUGAUGGGCUCAGAUCCGUCGGGCUCGAUCCGGAGGCGCUAUUCCCAGUUGUGAAGCCACGCCCAGCAGCGCUCUACUCCCUGCCAUCUGCCGAUGCAGACCAUGUGAGGGAUACAACUGGCGCUACCCUCGUCGAUACCAGUAUCCCCCAAAGCGAGGAAGAGGAGGAUUAUCGUGAUGCGUUAUGCCCGAUCUACGAUCAGUUGAAACUCGCGCCCUAUUGGUGGGUCCUAGAAGUUGUCCCGCUCGCGCACCGAGUACAGAACGCCCUCCAUCAAUGGUUUGACAAGCUAUACGUCAACAUGGGACGUGGAAGGAUAGUUCCUACACACGAGCCGUUCAACGUGCAUCGUAGUGUGGACAUCCGUCUGAAAGCCGGCGCUCUGGCAGCUGGUGGGCCAUAUAAGCCGAACGCGGUAUAUCCGUCAUCCAUGCAGAUCAACUGGGUCGACUGA